AUGGAUUAUAUUUACAUUAAACAACAUCUAGAUAAUGAUCCAAAAAUAUAACGAUUCAUAAGAAAUCGUAUUCUUUAUCAAACAUCUGAUACUUAUCAUUAUGCAAACUAUAAAAGGAGAAUGAAUCAAUCUUUUGAUUAAUCAAUACAUUAGACUACAAAAUAUAGUGAUCUCUCUUAUCUCGUUGUUGACAAAUUACGCCAAUCACCAACACGUAAAUAUACUUUUUCAAGACCUACAUCAGCAACAUAAAGAUCACCUUAUAUAUUUUCGAGUAAUUUUCAGAAAUUAUCAAAAGCAUUACAAACCUAAGAAUCAUAAGCUGUUAGAAAUUUUAAAAGAAAAAUUAAGAGUAGCAAAAGAUGUGCACUAAAACAACAAAAAUAUCCAAUCGAAUACACAUGUAGACAAUACAAAGUUAUAUUAUGA
This is a messenger RNA of Paramecium sonneborni, 429 nucleotides long. The record is from the annotation of a GenBank genome assembly. Lineage: Eukaryota; Ciliophora; Oligohymenophorea; Peniculida; Parameciidae.